Molecule: messenger RNA, 2610 nt
Organism: Oncorhynchus keta (chum salmon)
Lineage: Eukaryota; Metazoa; Chordata; Actinopteri; Salmoniformes; Salmonidae
Product: ubiquitin-conjugating enzyme E2 K-like
Exons: 9
Coding region: 1636-2238 (200 amino acids)
Biological process (GO): protein polyubiquitination; proteasome-mediated ubiquitin-dependent protein catabolic process
Cellular component (GO): nucleus
Molecular function (GO): protein binding; ubiquitin conjugating enzyme activity
Source: RefSeq, a predicted model, not a curated record
GAGCCCCGACUCUCGGUCUGAACAUUAACAGGCAUCGCUUGCUCUACAGGUUUUUGAAAGCAUAAGGACCUUAUCUUUCAUAUCGGCUAGAAAUAAUAAAAAUAUAUAUUUUAAAAGGCUACAUUGAUACACACUUUUAUAGGGUUAGAGUUCCCACACGUCCGUAUUUCCAUGUCACAGCGCUUGGUAGAGGUUAAGAGAAAACAGACAGAAGACAGAGUGGACGACCUGAUGAAUUAUCCGAGUCUCUGAACCUAUGUCAACAAAAAUACUAUUUUUUUUAAAUGUUGCAUUUGUGAAAUUAUUUUGAUGUGAAAGUUGAAAGGAGAGUUAUGUUUCUAGAACCGUAGAGCAAUCGAUUCAUGUCCAGAUGGGAGUAUUUAGCUGGUUUUGGCUUCCAGAGCCAAAUCACCCUUUUAACAGAACAUUGAAGCAGAGUCCAUCCGUGUUGACGGAAAAGGACAGAGAUGUCUGGAGAUGUGUCACACAGGCCCUGUCCCUGUUCAGCAGAUCAUAACAACAGAAGAAGAUGCUGGAGAUGUCAACUCCACGGGGAUUUUACCCUCGACCAAUAGGCAAUCUAUUAUACCGGACACUGGUAGCAAAGACACACAGACAGACAGUGAGGAUUAGUGACAAUGUACCGUGUUGUGUGUCAGAGAGAGAAUUUCCUAAACUGUGCGCAGCUACAAUGUACCACUUGUGGUUUGCCACAGGCCCCAAUAUAACCUUCUUAGUCAUGUUAAAGUUACAUAUGAAUAGUGGUAUUUAGAGUUUUACAUAUGAUGAGAAAGUGAUGUAUUCACAGCAUCCCAUCAUAUCACAUGACUCUAAACAGAGGAAUACAGCAGUGCUUGACAACAACAGCAACAGCAACAACAACAACAACAACAACAACAACAACAACGUUCCUCUUUCUAGGUAUUGCCACAAAACCAACCUUUCACAGACAUAAACAUGUUCUAGUAACGUUAGUUCUGUGGCAACAAAAAACAAACUGUGUUCAUAUUUCCAGACUCAGUUACUGACAAGAGAGAGUGCUGUGUUUUUGAAGAGGGGAAAGAAAGGAGAGUGAACGAAACAGAGGAGAGAGAGAGGGGGGGGUAGAUAGAUAGAGAGAGGUAGAGAGAAAGGGAGAGAGGUAGAGAUAUAGAGGUAGAGAGAGAGGGGUAGAUAGAGAGAGAGAGGUAGAGAGAAAGGGAGAGAGAGGUAGAGAGAAAGAGAGAGAGGUAGAGAUAUAGAGGUAGAGAGAGAGGGGUAGAUAGAGAGAGAGGUAGAGAUAUAGAGGUAGAGAGAGAGGGGUAGAUAGAGAGAGAGGUAGAGAUAUAGAGGUAGAGAGAGAGGGGUAGAUAGAGAGAGAGGUAGAGAUAUAGAGGUAGAGAGAGAGGGGUAGAUAGAGAGAGAGGUAGAGAUAUAGAGGUAGAGAGAGAGGGGUAGAUAGAGAGAGAGAGGUAGAGAGAAAGGGAUAGAGAGGUAGAGAUAUAGAGAGGGAUAGAGAGGUAGAGAUAUAGAGAUAUAGAGAGAGAGGAGGACUGGAGAGUGUAAACAGAAGAUAUCCACACAGCAACGGGAGUGGACCGAGGCCCGACCAGGUGUAACAAUCCCGCGACUGGACGGAGGGCGACGGGCAGAGCCAUGGCGAAUAUAGCGGUCCAGAGGAUCAAACGGGAGUUCAAAGAAGUUCUGAAAAGCGAAGAGACGAGUAAAAACCAGAUCAAGGUGGAUCUGGUAGAUGAAAACUUCACAGAGCUGCGAGGAGAGAUCGCAGGACCACCAGACACGCCGUACAAAGGUGGCAGAUUUCAACUGGAAAUCAAAAUCCCAGAAACGUAUCCCUUUAACCCUCCCAAGGUGAGGUUCAUCACUAAGAUCUGGCACCCCAACAUCAGCUCAGUAACAGGAGCCAUCUGUCUGGACAUCCUCAAAGACCAGUGGGCAGCAGCGAUGACUCUGAGGACAGUACUGUUGUCCCUCCAGGCUCUUCUGGCUGCAGCUGAACCAGACGACCCCCAGGAUGCAGUAGUGGCCAAUCAGUAUAAGCAGAACCCAGAGAUGUUUACGCAGACAGCCAGGUUAUGGGGCCAUUACUACGGUGGAGCCCCUGUUCCCGGACCAGAAUACACACGGAAGAUAGACAAACUCACUGCCAUGGGCUUCGAAAAGAAUGCUGUAAUCGCUGCCUUGUCUUCUAAAUCCUGGGAGGUGGAGACGGCGACAGAACUACUCCUUAACAACUGAGACCCGGCAAUAAACCCCCUCUGACCUCAUCUCCCAUCUCCUUAUGGUGCCCUCCGAUGCCUUCUAACCACAGCCCAAACUGAGCCUUGACUGGGGUUGAUGUCCUACAGUUUCCAGCCCUCCCCUCCCCUCCCCGUCCAAGUCACUUCCUGGUAUCCUUUCAGCCCAAACAUCACCCCCCUCUCCACCAAUCCCUUUCUUUUGGUUCUCCGCUUGAUGAACUCUUACUCUCCGACAACCACUGUCACCGCGUGGAGCUCACUGGCUGAGAGAGACGGGAGGACGCGAACCGCCGGACAGCUGGUACCUCUCUCUCUCUCUCCUGACAGAAUGACAGCCACUGUCACCGCGUGGAGCUCACUGGCUGAGAGA